AUGUCCGUGGUUCUGUGUGCUCGAGGACAGGCUAACAAUUUGGCAGACCUGAUCACAUCCAACCCCAACCUUUCCGAGCUGGCGUCGUUGAUCAACCAAAACAACUCAGACCUGUUACAAAUCACCCUACAACUGCAGACUCCUUCGAUGACAGUGUUCGCUCCAAACAACCAGGCGAUUCUCCACUUUAAGCGAGCAAACCCGGCUGGUGUCGAGAACGCCACACUAGUCAGAAACAUCAUCCUAAACCAUGUCCUGAUCAAUCAAACAGUCAAGUCAUCAGUCAUCGCCUCCAACAUGAGAGCAUUAAGUGCUUUGAAUCGCCCACUCUGGUUUGUUAAAACUGCUGACAGAGCAACUGUUAACGAAGCCAAGAUUGUCGCGGCCGACAUGAUGGCCUCCAAUGGUAUCAUCCACAUGAUCGACGGGGUACUGUUCCCCCUGGGGGAGACCAUAACUGUGGGUCAAGCCGUCAUGGAUAACCCAGAAUUCAGUGGCCUGAAGGCGUUCGUGGACUUAGCCCCGGAGAUUAAGAACAUGUUAGUGAACCAGAGUCACAUGGUCACCGUAUUUGCCCCCGUGAACGAGGCCCUUCCAAGCCCGGAUGGAUUCUCCAGCACUGAGAUCGACGCGGUUCUGAAACGUCACAUUGUCGUCAACAACGUCCUGUUUGCCAAUUACUUCAGCCGUGGCGGCAGGAUUGGGACAUACCAUGGAGACAUUAUGACCAAGUAUAUGUCCGACAAUGUGUACCUGAAGAACUCCGGUGAUCUCUGGUCACGCGUUGUCAGCUCGGCGGGAAUCCCCAUUCUCAAUGGGGUCGUUCACCGUAUCAAUGGGGUCCUGGGCCUCACGACGGGGGUCAAUCUGGUGGAGGCUCUGGGGCUGAACGGUCUGACGCAACUUAAAGGCAAAGUUACAAACGAGAAGCUGGACAGCGCCUUGAUGGACAAGUCACAAAAUUACACAAUUUUUGCCCCGUCAAAUUCCGCCUUUGAAAAAUUCACUUCACCUUCGGAACCCCUGUCAACGAUCUUAAAGCGCCACGUGAUUAAGGGAGCAGUAAUGAGUUCCGACUUAAAGGCUGCUCAGACAGUACAGACGUUAAACAGCGGUGAGACGAUCACCGUGACGAAAACGCACGGAAAAGUGUAUGUGGAAUACAAUGGAAUUCAGGGCACAGUCAUAUCGGCGGACAAAAAAGCCUCAAAUGGAGUGAUCCAUUUCAUCGACAUCGUCCUGAGCGGUGCCGCUCCUCUCCGUCUCUCUGUCUUCUUACUGAUGCCGCUCCUCGCCAUCCUGAUGCUCUAA
Messenger RNA from Liolophura sinensis, 1311 nucleotides. Its product is annotated as transforming growth factor-beta-induced protein ig-h3-like. Gene Ontology annotation, biological process: macroautophagy. NCBI's taxonomy places the organism in Eukaryota, Metazoa, Mollusca, Polyplacophora, Chitonida, Chitonidae. The transcript has 10 exons. The coding region runs from base 1 to 1311 and encodes 436 amino acids. Gene Ontology annotation, cellular component: fungal-type vacuole membrane. The record is from RefSeq and is a predicted model, not a curated record.